Chroicocephalus ridibundus (black-headed gull) is the source of this 7013-nucleotide messenger RNA. RefSeq names its product carbohydrate sulfotransferase 7 (gene CHST7). Gene Ontology annotation, molecular function: chondroitin 6-sulfotransferase activity; N-acetylglucosamine 6-O-sulfotransferase activity. Lineage: Eukaryota; Metazoa; Chordata; Aves; Charadriiformes; Laridae. Gene Ontology annotation, biological process: carbohydrate metabolic process; N-acetylglucosamine metabolic process. The transcript has a single exon. Bases 124 to 1548 code for a protein of 474 amino acids. Gene Ontology annotation, cellular component: Golgi membrane; trans-Golgi network. The record is from RefSeq and is a predicted model, not a curated record.
GGCCGCCGGCAGCCCACACCCCCCGCCGCCGCCGCCGCUAACUUUGCCUCUCGGCCAAGAGCCGCUCUCCGGCAGCCAGAGGGUCGGCGGAACGCCGGCGGUCCGGAACCGCUCCCCCCCGCCAUGAAGGGCCGCCGGCGGUGGCGGUGGCGGGGGGAGCACCGGCGCUUCGCCGCGGUGCUGGUGCUGUACACGCUGCUGCUGCUGCUGCUGGUGCCCUACGCGCUGGACUACGGGGCCCGGCGGGGGCGGGCGGACGAGGAGCCGCUGCUGCGGCGCUGCCCCAGCCUUGAGGAGGCGCUGAGCGAGUGGGGCUGGGAGCAGCGGCAGCCGUCGCUGGACGAGGAGGAGGAUGAGGAUGAGGAGGGCGGCGGCGCGGCGGGUAACGGCAGCGCGGCGGCGGCGGCGGGGGGGAAGCGGCACAUCUACCUGCACGCUACCUGGCGGACGGGCUCCUCCUUCCUGGGGGAGCUCUUCAACCAGCACCCCGACGUCUUCUACCUCUACGAGCCCAUGUGGCACCUGUGGCAGGCCCUCUACCCGGGGGACGCGCUCAGCCUGCAGGGCGCCCUGCGCGACAUGCUGCGCGCCCUCUUCCGAUGCGACUUCUCCGUCCUGCGCCUCUACGCCGCCCCGCCCGGCCCCCGCGACCCGCUGGCCCCCGCCCCGCCCGCCGCCCCCAACCUCACCACCGCCGGCAUCUUCGGCUGGCGGACCAACAAGGUGAUCUGCUCCCCCCCGCUCUGCCCCGCCGCUCCCCGGCCCCGCCGGGAGAUCGGCCUCGUCGACGGCGCCGCCUGCGAGGAGACGUGCCCGCCGCGGGGGCUGCGGGAGCUGGAGGCCGAGUGCCGCAAGUACCCGGUGGUGGUCAUCAAGGACGUGCGGCUGCUGGAGCUGGGCGCCCUCCUGCCGCUGCUGCGGGAGCCCGGCCUCAACCUGCGGGUGGUGCAGCUCUUCCGCGACCCCCGCGCCGUCCACAACUCCCGCCUGAAGGCCAGGCAGGCGCUGCUGCGGGAGAGCAUCCAGGUGCUGCGCAGCCGCCACCGCGCCGAGCCGCGGGGGCCGCCCCGCCACCAGCCUCCGCAGCAGCUCCUGCUGCCGCCCGGCCUGCUGGGGGGGGGCGGCGGGCGGGCGGCCCCCCCGCAGCACCGCGCCGAGUUCUUCCUCGGCGGCGCCCUGGAGGUCAUCUGCCAGGCCUGGCUCCGCGACCUGCUGCUGGCCCGCCGCGCCCCGGCCUGGCUCCGCCGCCGCUACACCCAGCUGCGCUACGAGGACCUGGUGCGGGAGCCCCGCGCCCAGCUGCGCCGCCUGCUCCGCUUCGCCGGCCUGCCGGUGCCGCCCGCCCUGGAGGCCUUCGUCCUCAACAUGACCCGCGGCGCCGCCUACUCCUCCGACCGGCCCUUCCUCAUCUCCCCCCGCGACGCGCGGGAGGCCAUCCACGCCUGGCGGGAGCGCCUCAGCCGGCAGCAGGUGCGGCAGGUGGAGGCCGCCUGCGGCGAGGCCAUGAGCCUCCUGGCCUACCCUCUCAGCGGCGGCGACGCCCGGUAGCGCCCCCGCCCCGCGGCCGGCGGGGAGAGACCGCCGCCGGGUGAGGGCCGGGACCGGCGGAGAGGGCGCGGGGCCGGGCGGGGAAUGCGCCUCGGACGGGCCCGAGGGCGGGCUGAUGGCCGGGCCCGGUUCCGUCAUGGCGGCCUGCCUGUCAUGGUGGCCUCUCAUGGCUGGAGGAUUGGCAAAGCCAAGCGCGGGGGUCCGCAGCUGGCAUGGCAGCUGCCGGGCGCUGGCCUCAGGGUAUAGGCAGUCCUGGCAGAAGCAAAGCCACCUCACCACGGGUACCGGCAGAACGGGCAGGGUCCAGUCGCCCCCGCUUCCCGCCAUUGGUCUCAGUGGGGUUGCGUUCCCUCCGGGAACCGUGGCCACCCCACCCCAGGGUGGGAAGAGAGAGAGCAUUUUAUUGAAGAGGAAGGUUUGGUAAGAGGCGUCCUCUGGGGUCAGCGUCAACCUCGCAGCCCUUUCAACAUGAAACCAUGACCAUGUGCAAAACACCGGCUGUUCUUUAAAAAAAAAAACUGCAUCGAAACUUAAAAAUCCCCCAAAUGAAGACUCUCAGCAAGGAACCAGAGGGCUUGAAGGGUGUCGCUGGGAGAGCAUCGCCUGUCCCAAGCGCCGAAGGACGCUGGGCUCUGUUGUAACACUACCGAAACGCCGACAAGGGGCUUCUAUGAAGUUGACAGCCAAGGUCAGCGCAGGCCUGGAGGGGCCGGAGCGUGCCGCCGCCAGGAGGGCUCAGCUGUCCUGCUGCCAGCUGGGUGGCCCUGGGGGGCUGGUGAUGCUCUGGGGAGGGGGGCACCGGCCGAGGGAAGGGGAACCGUGUCCAACUCCCUCCAUCGCUCGGAGCAGCGGGGGUAAGCAUUCACCUGCUUACGUGUUUCAAAGAUGUUUGUGGCAGAAAUCUUUGCUUUUUCUAAAGAAAGCUGUAAUUCUUUUUAAAGUAGGUUUUCUUUUAAUAUAUUGAUGUAGUCAGGUGGUGAUGCGGAUGUGAGAUGCAGGUGACUAACAUGUUUCUUGGGGACACGCGUAGAAGCGACUGUAACUGGAAGGCGAACACUCGGUAUUUCCAUUUUGUUUCCUCAGCCAGAUGAGAGAAUCACUUUUCUUCCCUGGCUUCCGGGCUGACACAUUGUGCCGUGCACAGGGUCCUCCUGGUCACAUCCCUUCCGAACAAUAACAUCCUCUCAGCUGGCAACUCUUGGACAAAAGCAAAUGUUUCCUGAUGAGGCUAAGACAAAUUAAUGGCGAAGUUCCCAAAUAAAAGCUUGUAUUUAAAAAAAAAAAAAAAAAAAGAAAAACUUAAGUUGCAUUUUGGAUUUUAAAAUUGCAUUUUCCUGUAGACAUCCUGCCACUUGUAUGAGAGGGGUGUGCGUGUGUGUGUGUAUGCGUACUUUUUUUUGUUUAUUUCUUAAUUUGGGGAUAGCAGGUUCUGUUGUAUUUUAGGGACGCACUAUUGUAAGUUCUUAGAGACUGCUUUUGAGCCCAUUACAGUCUGGCAGCAUUUAAAUGGCCCCACGAGAGCAUACAGGGUUAUAGGGAUGUUCACCUGCAGUCCUCAAAUACAAACUGAGAACAUGAACUUCAAAUUGAGGAUAAUCCAGGAUCAGGAAGAAAGCUAUAUUUAUAUAAAGUGCUGGAAAUAACAUAACGUCUUUGAACUGCCUUUAUCUUGGGGGAAACAUUUGAAUUGCAUUGUAGGUUUUCGUGCUCUGAAUAUCGUGCUGUGAAACAUGUCGGUGAGUUAGGAUGAACCUUCAUUUAUUUUAGCUCUUUUUCUUCCUUAACCCUCCCACCUGGGAGUACGUUGGCACAAGAAGCAGGUUUGUUUCAUUAUCUGACAGGAAAAUGCAGUCAUAUAAAUGUUUUUGAGUAAAUCUAUCCCUUUCACGGUAGCGUGCUUCAUACAAUUCUGCAUCCUUUGGUUUCUGCCUGAACUAAAAAUUACAGGGGCUCCGUUUGUGCUGGAACAACCUGUCGUAUUAUCUAAGGGAUGUUUCUGUAUUCUCUCACAGGCACCAUAAAGGCAAAAUUUGUCUCCGGGUGUUCUAGUGGCAUAUAAUAAUGUUAUUUGUAUAGGUGGACAAUACCUGUAUUAAAGCCUUGAUAACCUGUGUUGAGUAACCUCAUUUGGAAAGCUUUUGUGGGAAUACACCCGGCCUGGCCUGUACCGGCUUGCACAGGUUUGGGAAGAAAAUAAGACUUUCUGGCAUGCCAAAAGAUGAUACGGUACUUAUUUUCUUAUGUUGGAUGGGAGAUUAAAAUCCGGUAUAUCUUGUUGGUUUGUUUCUAUCAGGUUGCAGUCACAGAUUUUUACGCUGCAGUUGUUACGCAUUUGCUUCACUUUGACAGGGAGCCUCAUCUUGCUCUUUCGGGUGGUAAAUGUCUUUCAUAAGAAGUUUUCAGAAAUCCACGCUUAGUUUCACUUACACCAGUUCAUCAUGAUGAAGAAAGAAGUGUUGCCAUCCAGCUUAACUUGAUGCUUAUAGCUGGGAAGAAAUCCACUGAUUGAAAAUUAGUGUUUUCUGAAGCAGUUCCCGUGUUUGACAUCGACGCAUUUUCUGUAUCAAGACUUAGUUCUGUCAAUGGAAGUUGUCCACUAACACAAUUGCUCGUUAUUAGUGAUGAAUUCAAUGUUUUUUUCUCAUCAUAAGCUGUUCUUUUGUAGGUUUUUUUUGUAUACUGUGGAAAGGGCUCUGUUUGGCAAAGCGUAUAAAAUACAGCGAGUGCGAUUCCUGGUUUGCAUUCAGGUUGCCUGAGUUCAUUAGAAGACUCUAAAACAACCUGCAGGGAAUAUCCAAAACUGGAAAAGGACGGGAUCUUUGAGCAGGGCAUGCAAGAGCAUCUAAGACUGGAUGACAGUUGCUUAACGACGAUGUUGCGACGUGUGUGCUUCGGUCGCUAGAAGGCUUUCUAAAAUUCCCCUGCCUGAGGAGGAGAGCUAAGGCUCACCAACAAAUGCAUCCCAUAUUUCUCUUCAAGGUGUUUUGACGGUGUUGGAAAGCAUCGUUCCAGAUGCUUGCAGCAUAUCCUUGUCGGCCUUGUUAGGGAAAAAAAAAUGUACUGUCAAAUGUCAGUGCUGGUACUGACCUGAAAAGACGGGAAUGGGUCUGAUUAGGACAACCAGCGUGGCGGGAGUUUCACUGGCAGAGGUCUCUGGAAGUCAGUAGAACCUGCUGAAGGCAGGACGCCCGUGGUUAAACCGCAUUUUGAGAGCAGCUGGGCAUUUACGGGUCGGUCGCCAGCUUUUUUACUGUUACAGGGCUCAACUGAGAUUUUUGAACUGAAGUCCCAGUUCUACUGAAUGGUGUGGAAAACCGAACCGUAACUGCAUCUUUUAGAGCAGAGGAUGGCAUGAUAAGCGAGGGAACAAUAAACACUUUUUAUAGCUGAGCUGAAAUUGGCAGGCUUAGAAUCGGAGAGCAGGGCUGACCCGUGGAGUUCUAGUAGUUCAGACAGAGAUUUGGGAAAAAUACCUGCUUGUGCUACAUUACAUAUAACGAAUUAACAACUUUAAUACAUUAAAAAGUCAUAGUGGGGAAACUGGAAUACAGCUGACAAAAUGCUUACAAGACUUAUUUCUGUCAUCUGUUUUUACUUAACUUUUGGUCAUGUGUUUGCCUUAAGGGAGGUAGAAACUUGAGCACCAUAAUUGUAUAUAAAAGGCCGUGAUCCUUCCACGCCAGAAUUGUUAAUUGCUCUCUUACAACAUUCUACCUGUAUUUAAAUUGUUGCUUUUGGUGAGACAAUUGUAGCGACAUACUUGUGAGAAGUGUUUAAAGUCCCGGGUCAAGAAAUACUCAGCCCCUGCAUUACUUGCGCUCCCUACGACCUUACUGAUGGGAGUCCUUGCAGAUACCCGUGGUAUGUACUCGCAUACUUCGGAUGCAAUGUAAAUAGUUUAGUAGCUCUCCCAGUUGCAGCAUCAUCCGAAAUGUGCUCAACGGUCGAGAAGUUUCUUAUUUAACAGCUUCAGUAUCGCACUAGUCAUUUUAGUUCCCCCUUACCCCACCCCAUCAGUCUACACAUCAAAAAAAGUUCUGAGUUUUUACCUUAAGUAGAAUAUCACCUCAGUAUCACCGCUUACAGUAAACCUGACGAUAAAAAAACAGUGCAGAAUUUCUGGGGUCAUGAUGGUCAUGCCAUUAAACAACAUUUCAGUGAAGAACCAAGCUCCUGAAAGACCGUGAGUGCCAACAAGCCUGACAGCACCUCCUGUUCCUUUCUUGAACACGAAGAGUUGCCGCUGAGGCUCCCUUGAUUAUCUGGAGUACAGGGACGGUAGGAACGCUGCGUGUCGCUUCUCAGAAUCACCCCGCGAUCCAUGCAGCGCUGGGACUACCUUAGGUGUUGUUUGGCCAUUCCUAUUUACCUUGACGUGACACCUACCACCAUGGAGAAGGAUAUGGGAAAAAGAGGAUUGUCAAAGCAAACUUUGCACUAACAGAAGUUUUAAACGCCCUGCUGGCUGUGCGUGUGUGAGGGAGGGGCUGGGGGCUGGAUUGUCCUUCUCUUGGCUGCGAUUUGAAGAGGUGAUUAUUAAAUCCGAACUCAUUAAGGUGGUGGUUUUCAGCAGCUGAGGGGCCUGUUGCUUGUUGCCUGGCAGUGUCGGCAUCGGGCAAAUGGCUGGAAGCUGGUUAACAUUUUAGUGCGUGUCGUCUGUCUGGGUAUUGAGUCCCAGGAAACUCUUGCUUCCAGCACGGAGGCGUUAAGCUCUGCUGCCGACCCACAGCACCUGCAGCGCCAUUUCUUCAUGCUGGUAAAUGGGAAUCGGGUCUUCCUCCAGCGAUUCCAAAUUUGUCACCCUGUUUCCAGUCAUCGCCCAACUUUGCCAGACUUCCGCUGUACGUAGGCUGAAACUUUUCACCUUGGGCCUGAAGUUAAAAGUCUCUUUGGGGAACUUCAGUCAACACAGUGCGUGUUCUUUUGAACCCAGGGUUGGGACGUGGUGGUCUUUAGUCUAUGUUCAAAUAGUCUCAAAGCUGUUUCUUUGAAAUCAUCAGUCACUUCAGUGCUUUGGGGCAGGGGCUCCAAUUCGGGUAGGGGAAAUGAUCUCUGGGUAGAGGACGCCCCCCAUGUUUUGUUUUUACCUCUGCUUUCUAUUCUGAUUUGGCCAAAUAAUAUACUAAUGUUUGUAAAAAAAUUGGAUAGCAUGUGCUUAGUAAAAGUGGGUUUUGGUAUGUGUGUGUAUCUCUAUUUUAUACUGAAUAAAAUCUGCGUUGGUUUUAUCUCCAGUGAGCAUGCCCAAACCUCUUUCCCAUAGAAAAGCCCGGCGUGGUACAAGGCAUGCAGCAGUGGGAACCAAAGCCACGUAACUACGGCCGGGGCUGCGGCGCUGGGGCUGAGCAGGGAGGAGUCUGCCAUUCCUGCGCUCCCACUGAUGCCCUCUCCUCUAGCCCCUCUUUCCCUCUUGCUGAUAGUCCCAAGGAAGACUCCCUAAUCCAGCGUUCAGCCUUACAGUGCCUCAU